Molecule: messenger RNA, 3301 nt
Organism: Manis pentadactyla (Chinese pangolin)
Lineage: Eukaryota; Metazoa; Chordata; Mammalia; Pholidota; Manidae
Product: baculoviral IAP repeat-containing protein 3-like
Exons: 1
Coding region: 1420-3231 (603 amino acids)
Biological process (GO): positive regulation of protein ubiquitination; negative regulation of apoptotic process; regulation of cell cycle
Cellular component (GO): cytoplasm; nucleus
Molecular function (GO): cysteine-type endopeptidase inhibitor activity involved in apoptotic process; ubiquitin protein ligase activity
Source: RefSeq, a predicted model, not a curated record
GCACUAAAGUAAGUCUGCAGUAGAAAACCCCAUCUGUAGGACCCAGGAAAUGCUUGCCAAUCACUGCUAGAAAAGCCACGAUAACUUGUUUGUUGGUCAUUGCUGACAUUAUUAAUACAGAACCUGUUUGGUAACAGCUAGUCAAUCAUUUGAGAUGUUCUAAAGUUUGAGAAGGUCUCUGCUGUUCAAAGGGAGUGGAUUAUGACAAAGUAAAUUAUUACUAUUUUUUGUGAUAAAUUCUGGUUCAAGUAUGCUAUCUGAGGUAAUUUCUGAUCGAUGCCAAAUUUGAACAGUUUGAUUAUCCAUCUUAGCUUACAGACUCAGCACUCUGAUUUCUGACUGUUUUAACAGCAAGUCCACUAUCAGAAUAGAUCUAAUGUUGGUUCUCAAGCAUAUGAAGCUGAGCCUAAAAGAACAAUUGAGUAAAUACAGUAAUCUCUGAUAAUUUGUUUGAAGUAGAAUGUUUAAUUUGUUAAGAUCUAAUGGUAUCAUUUUGACUAAGCAAUCAGGUUCCUGACUAUCUGUGGGAAGUAAUUAUUAUUUAAUAAAACUUGAAACCAAGCUUUAAGAUGUGUCAGCUAAUAUGUUACUAAUUAAACUCUUUAUUUGGAGGAAAUGUUUUGAUUGUUUUGUUUUCCCAUUUAAAAUUAUUGUAGGAGGAACAAUUACUUAAUUUGAGCAAGAUUUGGGAUAUACUAUGUUUCACUGAAUCUAAGAUGUCAUCAAUUUUAAGGCAUACCAUUAUUUUAUGUACUUAUAAGAAAUAAAAAUAUUGCUAAUUAUGACAUGCCUUUCUUUAAUUGUAAGAUACUUCUCAAUAACAUACUAAACCAUGCAUUUUAAAACCAGUGAAAUAUGGUAAUGCAUUAUUUUCCUCUUUUGAGGUAGGUCUUAAUUAUUUUUUUUCUGGCUACCAAAUUUCACAGUUUUAAAAACAAAAUAAACAUAGUUUGAAUAUUUUUUUCUUUAGAGCACUUAAAGAGUAUAGUUUUUGACAGUGGACAAGCUAGCUUUGUGAGUCAGACAUUCUGUCUUCAGGGAGGCUGAAUGUCUAUUGGAGAGAUAGACUUCUUCGUGGAGAUGCCUGACACUAAAUGACAUCUUGAUGACCUAAAGCACUCUAUGCUUUUAGGAAGGGUUUUACUUUUCAUUAUUAGAUACUGUGUAUCAUCAUGUUUACAUUGUAUAUAUAAAGAUUAUACAAAGUUGCAGUUGUGCAUGAUUGUCCCUUUAAAUAUCAGUAUGGGAUUCAGAAUCUUACCAUAUGCUGAAACUCUAAAUGUAUAGAAGAUUCAAGAAUUAAAGAUUUCCUCUUAAAGGUGUUCCGCCUAAUACUAAAACUAACAAAAACCAAAAGUUGUGCACAAAACUACCUCCCCAGAGAAAGGCUAGUCCCUUUUCCUCCCCAUCCAUUUGAUUAUGAACAUAGUAGAAAACAGUGUAUUCUUAUCAAACUUGAUGAAAAGUACCAAUCUGUUUGAACUGAAGUAUGACUUUUCAUGUGAACUGUACCGAAUGUCUACAUAUUCAGCUUUCCCUGCCGGUGUUCCUGUCUCAGAGAGUCUUGCUCGUGCUGGUUUUUAUUACACUGGUGUGAAUGACAAGGUCAAAUGCUUCUGUUGUGGCCUGAUGCUGGAUAACUGGAAGCAAGGAGACAAUCCUGUUGAAAAGCAUAAAAAGCUAUAUCCUAGUUGUAGCUGUGUUCAAAAUCUAAGUUCAGUUAACAUUUUGGGAGCCACCUCUCAGCCUACUUUUCCUUCCUCAGUAACAAAUUCCACACAUUCAUUACUUCCAAGUUUGGAAAACAGUGGAUAUUUCAGUGGCUCUUAUUCAAGCUUUCCAUCAGAGCCUAUAAACUCUGGACCAAAUCAAGGUUUUUCUGCCUUGAGGACAAGUCCCUACCAUUGCACAAUGAAUACUGAAAAAGCCAGGUUACUUACGUUCCAGAUGUGGCCGUUGACCUUUUUGUCACCAGCAGACUUAGCAAAAGCGGGCUUUUACUACAUAGGACCUGGAGACAGAGUGGCUUGCUUUGCCUGUGGUGGAAAAUUGAGCAAUUGGGAACCGAAGGAUGAUGCUAUGUCAGAACACCUGAGACAUUUCCCCAAAUGCCCAUUUUUAGAAAAUCAGCUUCAAGACGCGUCAAGAUACACCGUCUCUAAUCUGAGCAUGCAGACACAUGGAGCCCGUUUUAAAACAUUCUGUAACUGGCCUUCCAGUGUUCCAGUUCAUCCUCAGCAGCUUGCAAGUGCAGGUUUUUAUUAUAUGGGUCAUAGUGAUGAUGUUAAAUGCUUUUGUUGCUAUGGUGGACUCAGGUGUUGGGAAUCUGGAGAUGACCCGUGGGUGGAACAUGCCAAGUGGUUUCCAAGGUGUGAGUACUUGAUACGAAUUAAAGGACAAGAGUUCAUCAGUCAAAUUCAAGCCAGUUACCCUCAUCUACUUGAACAGCUGUUAUCUACUUCAGAUAAUCCAGAAGAUGAAAACACAGAGUCACCAAUUAUUCAUUUUGGACCCGGAGAAAACCAUUCAGAAGAUGCAGUCAUGAUGAAUACACCUGUGGUUAAAGCUGCCUUGGAAAUGGGCUUUAGUAGAAGGCUGGUAAAACAGACAGUUCAGAGUAAAAUCCUAACAACUGGAGAGAAUUAUAAAACCAUCAGUGAUCUUGUAUUAGAUUUACUUAAUGCAGAAGAUGAAAUAAGGGAGGAGGAGAAAGAAAGAGCAACUGAGGAAAAAGAAUCAGAUGAUCUAUCACUAAUCCGGAAGAACAGAAUGGCACUUUUUCAACAGUUGACUUGUGUGCUUCCAGUCCUGGACAGUCUGCUAGCUGCCAAAGUAAUUGAUGAAGAAGAACAUGAUGUUAUUAAAGAGAAAACGCAGACAUCUUUACAAGCAAGAGGACUGAUUGAUACUAUUUUAGUAAAAGGAAAUUUUGCAGCCAGCAUAUUCAAAAACUCUUUGCAAGAAAUUGACCCCAUGUUAUUUAAGCAUUUAUUUGUGCAACAGGACAUAAAGUAUAUUCCCACAGAAGAGGUUUCAGACUUACCAGUGGAAGAACAAUUGAGGAGACUACAAGAGGAAAGAACAUGUAAAGUGUGCAUGGACCAAGAAGUAUCCGUGGUGUUCAUUCCUUGUGGCCAUCUAGUAGUAUGCGAAGAUUGUGCUCCUUCUCUAAGAAAAUGCCCUAUUUGUAGAGGUACAGUUAAGGGUACAGUUCGCACAUUUCUUUCAUGAAGAUCCAACACUUGGUCUAAAGUUUAGAAUUAAUGGAUUAAAUGUAUUGUAAUUUUAACUUUUAUACUGA